AUCUUAAUGAGAUUUACUUGUCUAAUAAAUUCCAACUUGAUGAUAAACCAUCAAAAGAAUGUGAGAACCUUUUAUCUGAACUUAACGUCAAAAAACAAGUUCGCAAUAUUGCUGCUACAAAUAUUGUCAAAAAAGCAUGGGAUAAUGGUGUUAACAUCGUUAUACAUGGAUUGAUUUACGAUCUAGAAACGGGAUUAAUUAAAGAUCUUAAU
Messenger RNA from Racocetra fulgida, 212 nucleotides. The record is from the annotation of a GenBank genome assembly. Lineage: Eukaryota; Fungi; Glomeromycota; Glomeromycetes; Diversisporales; Gigasporaceae.